CACUGCCCAUCAUCCUACUAUAAAUAUCGGUUCAGUACCAAAUUUUGAAUUAUGUUUGGUGGAAAAAUUAUGGAGGGAACUCGCUCGAGCACUGGACGCGAUGAUUUGCUUCGAAGAAUCAGAGAUUUUACUCGAUCGGUGGUUGAAGAUCUAGGUGAGGGACGGUUUCCGUUGAUUACUAUUGAUCGGUUCAGAAACUAUUGCACAAGCCCCGAUUUUAACUGCAGUUGCAUAUCUGAUAAGCCAAAAGGGCAGGAAAUUUUAACUCUUCAAAGAAAAUCCCAUGUAUAUAGAAUUGAUGUGUUGCUGAGAGUGCUGUUGAUUGUCCAGCAACUUCUGCAAGAAAAUAGACAUGGGUCAAAAAGAGAUAUAUAUUACAUGCAUCCAUCUGUAUUUUCAGCUCAGUCUGUUGUUGACCGGGCAAUUAACGACAUCUGUAUACUUCUCGGAUGCAGUCGACACAACCUAAAUGUGGUGCCAGUUGGGAAGGGGCUGGUGAUGGGCUGGUUAAGAUUUAUGGAAGCUGGAAGGAAAGUUGACUGCAUAAAGAGCCCCAACGCUGAUCAUCCCAUUCCUGUGCUUGUUGAGGAAGUUAAAGAUAUUGUUAGUGUUGGGCAGUACAUACUAAUUGUUGAAAAAGAGUCAGUAUUUCACCGUUUAGCAAACGAUCAGUUCUGCAAGGAAAACCGCUGCAUUGUCAUCACAGGAAAAGGCUAUCCUGACAUUCCCACAAGAAGGUUUCUGCGACUCCUUGUCGAGAAGUUGCAUCUGCCUGUCUAUUGCCUGGUAGAUUGUGAUCCAUAUGGCUUUGACAUCCUGACCACAUACCGGUUUGGUUCCAUGCAAAUGGCAUAUGAUACAAAAUUCCUACGAGUCCCAGAGAUUCACUGGCUGGGAAUGUUCCCUUCAGAUUCCGAGAAAUAUGAUAUUCCUCAGCAGUGUCUCCGGCGUUUAACUGCAGAAGAUAAGAGAAGAACUGAAGCCAUGUUGUGCCGGUGCUACCUGUCCCGAGAAGUGCCAAACUGGAGAUUGGAACUGGAGAAGAUGCUGCAAAGAGGAGUUAAAUUCGAGAUUGAAGCGUUGUCUGGGCAUUCUCUAUCCUACUUGUCAAACGUCUACAUAACAUCAAAGAUUCAGGGUAGAGCAUACAUGUAAUUCAUGCCAUAGUUCCAGCAAAAAUGAAAUCUAACCAUUAGGAGGCACCGGCAAUUUAUUUGUGCAUUCACCAUCCUUCU
Molecule: messenger RNA, 1235 nt
Organism: Carica papaya (papaya)
Lineage: Eukaryota; Viridiplantae; Streptophyta; Magnoliopsida; Brassicales; Caricaceae
Gene: ATSPO11-1
Product: Spo11/DNA topoisomerase VI, subunit A protein
Biological process (GO): reciprocal meiotic recombination; meiotic DNA double-strand break processing; meiotic DNA double-strand break formation
Cellular component (GO): nuclear chromosome
Molecular function (GO): ATP binding; DNA topoisomerase type II (double strand cut, ATP-hydrolyzing) activity; DNA binding
Source: RefSeq, a predicted model, not a curated record